This is a messenger RNA of Cynara cardunculus var. scolymus (artichoke), 1565 nucleotides long. RefSeq names its product Holliday junction resolvase MOC1, chloroplastic-like. The record is from RefSeq and is a predicted model, not a curated record. Gene Ontology annotation, molecular function: crossover junction DNA endonuclease activity. Lineage: Eukaryota; Viridiplantae; Streptophyta; Magnoliopsida; Asterales; Asteraceae. The transcript is spliced from 9 exons. The coding region runs from base 332 to 1288 and encodes 318 amino acids.
UAGCCUAAGCGGUAGGGCUCUCGCUCUAUCUCUAAGUACUGAUCUUCCAAAUCAAUCUAUGCAAAUUGGUUUCUCCAAAUCGGCCUCUCUACAAGCAUUCGGAUCCAAUUGGAAGAUUAUAGGUGGUCUUUUGUUGUGGGUUUGGAACAGAAGCCAUAGUGGAAGCAGCAGGCAUGUUAAACUUCUUGGAUUAAAGACGAUAUCCCAUGCUCUUCUACACGAUUCAUUGCUGCGAAUACUGCAACUAAUCUCAUCAGCACCACCGCAACACCACCAUUAACGGAAAGCUCAUCAACAAUCCAUUUUCUUUCGGAAAUUUUGUUUGUGGUUGAUGGAUGCUCUUCAAUUCCAUCAACAUCAUCAUCGACUGCAAAUAUCCCAGAUGUCCAUUACACCAAUUUCUUUUUCAUGUAAUCUCAGUGCCGCCACCGCAACGCUUUGCUUACACUCCAUUGUCUCCAAGUAUUUCUCUACUUCUAUCCCAAAAUUAUGUACUAGUAGAAGUGGGAAAAUCGAGGCAAUAAGUAGGGUUUCUGCUGAUGAGCUCAAAGAGCAAUGGUUGAAUUCUCUCACUUGCCAUCCUCUCAUUACAGAAACGGGAAACCAAAUAUUUCAACAUGAAGAGGGUUGUGGAAAUGGUGGGAUUCUUUCAAGAAAUGUCGAUUCACAGUUUGUUAUCGGGAUUGACCCUGAUGUUUCCGGUGCGUUGGCUGUCUUGAAACUUGAUGAUUCGGCCCGUUCUGCUCAGGGAAGAUCCCUCUCUCAAAGCUGUGAAGCUCAGAAACAAAGUUGGAGAUCAAUAUGUAUACCCACACCUGAACACUCCAAGGUAUAUGAUUCUCCUAAUGUGAAAGUGCUGGUAGGCAACCGUGUACGGCGUCGUUUGGACACAAAGGCUAUGGUUCAGUUGCUUCGAAGUCUUAAUCUUCCAAUUGGAACAACUGCAUACAUUGAACAAUCACUUCCAUUUCCAGCAGAUGGGAAACAGGGAUGGUGGAGUGGAGGAUUUAAUUAUGGGCUAUGGAUCGGGGUCCUAGUUGCAUCUGAAGUUUCUGUUGUCCCAGUUCCAUCUAUGCGAUGGAAACAGGAGUUCAAACUAUGUGGGAAUGGCUCGACAAAGGAUGAUAGCAGAGCACUUGCAUGCACCCUAUUUCCAACGUUAACUUCAUCGCUGAGAAGGAAAAAGGACCAUGGUCGGGCUGAGGCUUUGCUCAUUGCUGCAUAUGGAAAAGGCAUAAAAUUGAACUCAAAGUCGUUAAUCCCCAUUGACACCGAUACUACUACAUAGUAGUCGCCUGCUACUCAUGCUCCAAAUCUUACAUGCCUUGCUGCAACUUGAAUAUGCAUAGUGAAGCCGAUUAAGUGAUGCAUCUGUUAGGAAUCUAAUUAAUUAAGCCGACCUAUACUAAUGUAAAUGUGGCAUCGAUGCAUAUCGAGUUUGGACAUGUUUGUGAUGUAUGUAAUUCACGUUUGUUGUAGCAUGUAGUUUUAGUUGAAAAGUAGGCCUUUUGAAUAUUGGAAGCAACAUUUUUAUCGAAAUGGUGUAAUUUAAAUUGAUUCGUUUU